GAGCACCGGGGCGGCCCCCUGGCCCUGCAGCCCCCCGGGGUGGCCUUCCUGGGCAAGGGGCUCCCCGGGGAGCUGCCCCACGGGGACCCCGGGAAGGGGCUGGACGGGCCGGGGGAGAGGCCCCUGGUGACGUCCCCGCUGUCCCUGGUGAAGCUGGAGGAGCACCAGCGCUCCAACAUCAGCAAGUUCGAGCGGAGGCAGGCCAGGCCCCUGGACGCCGCCCUGCACCGGGGGGAGGAGGAGGGAGCAGAAUUCCAGCAGAAGUUGGAGGAGCCGCGGCCGCCCCCGCCCAGGGUGCGCCCGGUGCCGUCCCUGGUGCCGCGCCCGCCCCAGACCUCGCUCGUCAAGUUCGUGGGGAACAUCUACACCCUCAAGUGCAGGUGGGAGCCCUCCCUGAGCCACGGGGAGCCACGGGGAGACACAGGGAG
Corapipo altera (White-ruffed manakin) is the source of this 428-nucleotide messenger RNA. RefSeq names its product protein Wiz-like. Gene Ontology annotation, biological process: regulation of transcription by RNA polymerase II. The record is from RefSeq and is a predicted model, not a curated record. The transcript has 2 exons. Gene Ontology annotation, molecular function: DNA-binding transcription factor activity, RNA polymerase II-specific; RNA polymerase II cis-regulatory region sequence-specific DNA binding. Gene Ontology annotation, cellular component: nucleus. The annotation marks the transcript as partial. Lineage: Eukaryota; Metazoa; Chordata; Aves; Passeriformes; Pipridae.